UUAGUCCAAACUAUUUUCCAUUCAGUGUCAUCUGCAGGCUUCAGAUACACUGGAUUCGGAAAACCAUUACCAUAUUUCUUACUAAACUUGUUUGGUAGCUUCUGCAUGCCAAUGAAACAGUUCUUGGUUAACCAUAACUAACUUUUCCCUCCUUUCCUAACAGCAGCUUUGCUGAUUCAGCAACUGUUCUAACUAAUUAACCAACUAACUAACUAAUCCAUGGAACUGUUGUCUGUGUGAGUGUCAGCUACAACAAUAACAUCUAUGGCUUCCUCUACCUUCCAACAGAACCACCAUUCUCCUUUAACUGUGAUCCUUUUCUUCAAGAUUGUUCUCACAGAAAGGCUUCAGCAUGGAACUCUUGUGGAAGCUACCAAACAAGUUUAGUAAGAAGUAUGGUAAUGGUUUUCCGAAUCCAGUGUAUCUGAAGCCUGCAGAUGACACUGAAUGGAGAAUAGAUUGGACUAAUCAAGAUGGUGAGAUUCAGUUUGAAAAGGGCUGGAGAGAGUUUGCUGCAUAUUACUCUCUCGAAAAUGGCCAUUUGUUGUGGUUUGAGUACAACGGAACUUCUAAAAUGGAAGUACAAAUAUUCGACAUGAGUUGCCUUGAGAUAGAGUAUCCUUCCAAGGACCUCAUCAAUGAUGGUAACUUGGCUGGGAUCUUGAAUGAACAGCCGCAGCCAAAGGAAAAGGCGAAUGCAGCACCGAAGCCAUCAUCUCCUUCUAGAGGUAAAAGAGUGAAAUUUACUGUUGAAACUAUAGAUUUGGAAGAUAGUGAAGAAGAUAACCAAUUGGAUAGCCAAUCCGAAGAGACACAGCUUAAGAAAUUGCCAUAUGUGAAUGAUUUCUAUCCUGGGACCAGUGGGUUUCAUGCUCUGAAUGAAGCACUGAAAUUCAAAUCAGAAAAUCCCUUUUUCAUAGUCAAGGCAAGGCAAAGCAAUGUAUCAAGACCAACUGUUAAUUUCCAAGCUUCCUUUUUCAGAAAGUAUUCUGAAAAGGAGCAGAAUGUACAGAUAAGGUUUCAGAAGAUAUUGAUUCCUGCAAAGCUGCGCUGUUAUCCAUAUAAUUCUCAGGCCAUUAUCUCUUCCGGUUGGGGUCUUUUCGUUCGAACAAGUACACUACAACCUGGGGAUGUUACUAUUUUUGAGCUCAUCGAAAGAGAAGAUCCAGUGCUUGAUGUUCAUAUUUAUAGAGCCCAAGCUUUCCAGCCUCAGAGCUCUGGGAUUCAAUCUCAGAAAGAAGCUAAGAAGUCCAAAAGUCCAAAAGAAUCUAAGAACUCCGAGGCACAAAAUCCCUCUUUCGUGAUCAAGAUAACAGAAAGUGAUCUAUCAAAAUCAAGGGCUAAAGUGCCAGUUUCCUUCUUCAACAAGUAUUUCAAAAAGAAGGAGCCAUAUGUAGUGAUAAGAUUUGAUAGCAAGUUGUGGCCUGCAAAGUUGCUGUGUUAUCCGGGUAGUGCCUAUAUCUCCUGCGGUUGGCUGGAUUUCACUCUUGACAAUAAUUUAAAAGCUGGAGAUGUUUGUAUCCUUGAGCUCGUCAAUGGAAAAGAUGCAUUGCUCGAAUGUCGAAUUUAUAGAGCAGAUGGUUAAGUAACCUGGACUUCAGGGGCUAUUUAACCAAGAAAUUUUCUGAUAUUGUUUAGCUCCUUUUUUUGGAUGAACCUUCUACCAUAUCCAAUUUAAUUUUGUGUUUUGUUUAGUAUCCUUGUUGACAAUGUUGCUGUUUUGUGUGACCAAUAAUAAAAUGGUAUGUUUGGGAGAUAUGUCACUCAAAUUUUUAGUAGUGAGUAGUGACAGUAUGGGAAGUUUUCAGUAGUGAGUAGUGACACACACAAAAACUGCACAUUUUAUAUGUUUGUUUUAGUCAUUGUGAUCAUAAAUAAAUU
Arachis duranensis is the source of this 1881-nucleotide messenger RNA. RefSeq names its product B3 domain-containing transcription factor VRN1. The transcript has 6 exons. The record is from RefSeq and is a predicted model, not a curated record. NCBI's taxonomy places the organism in Eukaryota, Viridiplantae, Streptophyta, Magnoliopsida, Fabales, Fabaceae. Gene Ontology annotation, molecular function: DNA binding. The coding region runs from base 353 to 1585 and encodes 410 amino acids.